CAGGGAAAACGCGCUAGCCGCACAUCCCGGGGCAGAGGCUACAAAUCAAACUAAAGAGGUUUCAAUUCAGUCCAGUUCCAAAUGCGAUAGAGUCUGUGGCCGGAGAGCAGGUUGAUGGCAGAGGGAGGAGACAUCCUUGGAUUCCUGCACUGAGCACCCAGCUAAACAACAAGUACUGGGAGGCGACGUCAUUUGGAUAGUUUGUAAUUAGUUGUCUCCUUCUUCAGAGAUCCCGGGACAGACUCCCUGGAGAAGAAGAGGUAGUCCAGCUACUGACAAAACUUGGAUGUCAUUCUGUUUUUUUUUUUCCUGUCAUUCUGCUUUUUUUUCUUUUGUGACCCAAAUUUCUCUGCUCUCAGCUUCACUUAAACAUUUACAGAACACCACAGACAUCUUUCAAUUUGGAAGAAGUGGCUCAUAGUGAUCUAUGAACAUGUGAUUUUUAAAAUGUGUUAGCCUUGAUUUUACAUCUGCGGGUCCUGGAAGCUGCUGCUGCACACUGGAACAGACCAAAGACGUCCCAAAUAAUUUUCAGUCGCUACGGGUGUCCUCAGAGGUUGAACAGAUUCAUGGAGAAGACACUGACCAUAGGUCUGACUCUUUUCCUAACACUCUGUCUGAACAUACCAGAAGCAGGAGGACGGAAGGAGGGAGCCAAUGGAGAAAACACUCAGAAACGCUCAUCACGCUCUUCAGAUACAAAAGGAGGCCGUUGCUCUUACACCUUCAUUGUUCCACAGCAGAAACUGACAGGGGCGCUGUGUCUGAACACGCAGUCUGCUACUGCCAACCACUCUGAGGUGGCAGUGCUGCGAUCGGAGCUCAGACGACAGCAGGAACAGCUGGAGAAGCUCCGGAGCCAACUGGACCAGGAGGGGGCCCUUGCCACGGAGGUAAGAGCCCUGCGCAAAGAGAGUAACAGCAUGAAUUCUCGCAUUGCCCAGCUCUAUGCCCAGCUGCUUCACGAAGUCAUACACAAAAAAGACCAGGCUUUGGAGCAGCAAAGGCUGGAGAACCUCCUGCUAAAUUCUACAGCACAGGCACUGCAGGUGUCCAGUAAUUACAGGGAGCUGGAGAAGAAAUAUGGAGCCCUCACCUCCGUGAUGAACUCCCAGAACCAGUUUAUUGCACAUCUGGAGAAGCAGUGCCAGUGCAGGGACUCCGCCCUCCAGUCCUCUCUGGGGAUGACUGAACCACCAAAAAGCCACUCUAAUGUGCAUCCUAAUUACAGCUCUGAAAACAACGAAAUGACCAAUGAUGUUCAAAGGGACCAAAGUGCUCCUCCACCACAGAAGAAAAAAACAGGGGGACUUCAUUCCCUCCCCACCACUACAGCUAACACUCCUACAGACCCUCCUUUCAUUAGUUUCCCUGUCACAAAGACUCCAGGGCCAUGGCGGGACUGCCAGCAUGUGCUGGAAUCAGGUGAGACCACCAGCGGGAUCUACCUGCUCCGCCCACAGAGUGCUAACCGCCUAAUGCAGGCUUGGUGUGAGCAGAGUCAGGCUCAGGGAGGGUGGACAGUCAUCCAGAGAAGACAGGAUGGGUCGGUCAACUUCUUCAGGACUUGGGAGCAGUAUAAGCAAGGCUUUGGGAACCUAGAUGGAGAGUAUUGGCUUGGCCUGGAACAUCUCUAUUGGCUGACUAAACAGGCCCCAUAUAAGCUACGGGUGGCUCUGGAGGACUGGCAGGGCCGGCAGGUGUUUGCUGAGUAUGACAGUUUCCACCUGGAGCCGGAGACUGACUGGUACCGCCUGAGGUUAGGACAAUACCAGGGCAAUGCAGGGGACUCGCUCUCAUGGCACAACAACAAGGCCUUCACCACUCUGGAUCGAGACAAGGACAGCUAUACAGGUAACUGUGCUCAUUACCAGAAAGGAGGCUGGUGGUACCACAUGUGUGCCCACUCCAAUCUAAAUGGUGUGUGGUAUCGGGGUGGACACUAUCGCAGCCGCUACCAGGAUGGGGUCUACUGGGCAGAGUUCCACGGGGGGUCCUACUCUCUCAAACGAGUUUCUAUGAUGAUCAAACCCACAUAACAUAGUUGAGCUGUAAACAUGUGAGAAGGAAACUUGAUAAACUGAUGUGAAUGAUUCUCAGAUAUGUGUAGGGGAAAUUUAAAAAUGUUAAAAUGUCUGUUUAAGAAAAUUGGUCUUUACAUGUUUAUUAGAGGCCACUGAGUGAUGUGUAAAGACUAAAUCAUUAGAUGAUGACUAACAUGUACUGAGCUGACAGCCUGUUCUCUGUGUUGCAAUUUCCUUAUAAAAUUUGAUGUUUUUCAAUUCGCAAUGUACUUUU
Xiphias gladius (swordfish) is the source of this 2298-nucleotide messenger RNA. It is a transcript of the gene angptl6, whose product is annotated as angiopoietin-like 6. Lineage: Eukaryota; Metazoa; Chordata; Actinopteri; Istiophoriformes; Xiphiidae. Bases 570 to 2039 code for a protein of 489 amino acids. The record is from RefSeq and is a predicted model, not a curated record. The transcript is spliced from 7 exons.